UCUUCUAUAUUUUGUAAAAUUUUCGAGAUUUAACUCCGAAAAUAUUCCGCGCUGUUUAGUUUUGCGGUAAACGUAUUUAAAGAUUAUUAUUAACUUCUACAAAGAAGCGGACCAGAUUGGAUAAUUGUUUUCCGCACUUUUGAAUGAGCGCUCAAAAUGUUGAGAUAUACUGGCGAGACUGUAAAACACUGUGAAUGACAACACGGCUAUAAAUUAAUUGCUGAGGAUUAGAUUUCUGUUUAUGACUGUGUUAUUCAUCGCAUUCUCUGGAUAUGGUGCGUAUGUCGCUUUAGGCCAGCUUUUGUUUUAAAUUGGAUUCUUUGUCAAGUUUUCCGUACAAAUGGCACUAGUUAGAAAAGCAACAUUUAUUUUACCAGAUGAUGACAGACUAAGUAUUUCAAGUUCUCUGUCAUCAAGAUCAUUCACGAGUUCGUCCUACGCUAACGUACCGGCCAUUUCUAGACAAUUAUCACGCGCAUCAAUAACAGAAGGCAAACUUCCAGGAACCAGUCCGAGAGGAAAUAAUGCUGCAUUCGCCCGAAGAGCGUCCAUAGCAACUUCAGGUUUCAAGAACCAGCCUAGAUCAUUCAACACGGUUGGUAAAAAAGUCACGAGCAUUUUAAGAGCGAAAAUGGCGUUCAAGCCAAAAUCGAGAACAGUACAAGAAAUGCCAGUUGUUGUAGAAGAUAUUAAGGAAUUGCCCAAAAGUCCACGAUUUUCGUCUUAUUUGUCCCCAGAAGCACAGUUCGCCUUAAUGAAAGGUUAUGAAGAUGUCCUCCAUGAUGAAAUUGCCUUUUCACUUCCAGAAUAUCGGCCACAUCUGAAGAGAACCAGAACACCACAGAACACUAUUGAAAUUAAAAAAGGCGGGAAAACGACAGACACGGACGUGAACUUGAAGAACUGGGAUGAUCGCGAAGAAGCUGAUAACCCCAUUGCAAAUAAAAGUAGUAACAUUGUUGAAGAGGAAGACAUCUGGGACUUAAUAGGAGACACUCGAUCUGGAAGAAGGCCUAGCCUACCGACACAAUCGCCCUUAUUCCGGUCCAAAAAGGCACAGCGGUGCUCCUCAUCUAGUGCCGUCAUCUCACGUGAUCGACGUCUCGUGCUAACGUACCAUUUGGAAAGCGCUAUGGACAUAUUGGACACAGUACGUCAUCGGAGUGGCGCAACACCCAUUUCUCCCCGUGUUCAGAUGUGUAAACGUACAAUAACCCCUGUUAAAGACUAUAAUUCCUGGACCAACGUAUGGCAUCAAGAAUUUGACUGUAAACAACCGGAAUCAUUACACAAAUUCACAGACAUCAGACGGGCUCUAUUCAAGGCUUAAAGCGUGCAGAAAAUGGUAUUUAGCCCAACCCCGAAAGACAAUUCCAAUUUAUAAAAAAAAAACUAAUGGAGUAAAAAUUCGGAUGUAACUUUUAAUAGUUGUGUCGAUCAAUAU
Patella vulgata (common limpet) is the source of this 1444-nucleotide messenger RNA. RefSeq lists its product as uncharacterized. The coding region runs from base 341 to 1330 and encodes 329 amino acids. The transcript has a single exon. NCBI's taxonomy places the organism in Eukaryota, Metazoa, Mollusca, Gastropoda, Patellidae. The record is from RefSeq and is a predicted model, not a curated record.